UGCAGUGUAUAAUGAGUAUAGUCGGUGUACUCGUAGUUACGAUAAAUAUAAAUAUCAAUUUAUUUAAUAUAAAAAUUGUGAAAAUACAAUAUAAAUUUACGUCGUAAACAGUUUUCUUAAGUGAGAAAACAUGGGACGCCGUUCGAUAAAUACCACAAAAAGUGGAAAAUAUAUGAAUCCUACCGAUCAAGCACGUAAAGAGGCACGUAAAAAAGAAUUAAAGAAAAAUAAAAAACAACGGCAGUUAGUACGCGCUGCCGUUCUAAAGGGCAAAGAUCCGGCUCAGAUUAUCGAAGAAAUGGAAAAAAUAGAUCAAAUGGAAUAUAAUGUUAUGCAGCCACCACCGCUUAAUGAGAAAGUGCUGAAAGACAAAAGAAAGAAAUUGAAGGAGACCUUGGAUCGUGUCUUGAAAAUGUAUGCAAAGGAUGAUCAAGAAAAGUGGGCAGAGUUAAAAGAACAAUUGAUACAAUAUGAACGUAGAAGAAUAGAUCUCGUUUCAUAUUUUGAAGCUGUACGACAUGCACAACAAGUACAAGUUGAUGAAAUUCCAUUACCAUCAGCUGCUAAUGACAUAUCUCGAAUGUACUCAGGUUCUUUAACUUCACAAAUACCUUUGCCGGAUAUGCCGCAACCACCAGCGCAUAUGUAUCCGCCCCAUCCACAUUACAUACCACAGCAUCAUCCGCUUAUGAACAUACCAAUACCACCAAGUAUUUUAAAAAAGACAAGUGCAUAUGCAACAUCUCCUUCUAUACCUACACUAGCACCUAAUAAAGAAUCACCCGGUGUCCCACCUUUUCCACCGCCGGAUCUAUCAAGUGACGAUGAAGAUAUGUCUGACAAGACUAAAGAAUCAGUACCAAAAUCGAGAACAAUUCGAUUUGCGGACGACAAAGAAGAUAAUAAACAAGAAUCAGACGGUAAAGAUAAGGACGGUGACAAAGAGAAGGAAAAAGAAAGAGACAUAGCUAAAGUAAAACCAACUACUCUACAACAGAAAAUGUUAGCUAUGGCAGGGCAAGAUAUUGAUCAGUUUAUGCGUGAAAUGGAAGUUGUUCAUAAAAAGCGUGAAACUGAACGAGCUCAAGAUUUAAAUGCUCGAUUGUCACUACUGGAAGCAGAAAAUGAAUCUAAUUCAAAGUCUAAUAAUAAAUCUGGCAAUAAUAAAACAGAAGUAGAGGAUCUAGAACCUCCAGGGGCAUCAGACCAUUCAUCAAACCAUAAUCAACAUACAUCACAUUCUCAUUCUCAACAUACACAACCACACACAAUGCCACCUAUGGGAUUGCCGCCACCUCCUUUAAUGUAUAGACCUCCACCACCACCUUUACAUUUAAGGAUGCCACCGCCCCCACCGCCCCGUAUUGGACUUCGAUUACCUCCUGGUAAGAAUAAUACAUACUAUUUAAUGAUUUGUCAAUAUAAAUAUUGUAAUAAAUAAUGAAU
This is a messenger RNA of Bombus impatiens (common eastern bumble bee), 1446 nucleotides long. Its product is annotated as WW domain-binding protein 11. Bases 131 to 1441 code for a protein of 436 amino acids. Gene Ontology annotation, biological process: mRNA cis splicing, via spliceosome. The record is from RefSeq and is a predicted model, not a curated record. The transcript is spliced from 6 exons. NCBI's taxonomy places the organism in Eukaryota, Metazoa, Arthropoda, Insecta, Hymenoptera, Apidae. Gene Ontology annotation, cellular component: spliceosomal complex.